Messenger RNA from Penicillium cataractarum, 549 nucleotides. RefSeq lists its product as uncharacterized. The annotation marks the transcript as partial. Lineage: Eukaryota; Fungi; Ascomycota; Eurotiomycetes; Eurotiales; Aspergillaceae. The transcript has 4 exons. The record is from RefSeq and is a predicted model, not a curated record.
GUUCCGAUAAGGUUCGUCUAUCAGGCUACUAACCCGGAGGAUAUAACGGAUCAGCAUAAGGAUAGCUUACUUAACUUCUUUAACCGCGAACUAGCGAAGUUAUAUAGGGCCUCCAGCUCGGGCCUUAUUCACUACAAACUUAAGUAUAAGCGUAGACUCGGACUAUUUAGACUUCUUCCCGAGAUCCUAACUAAGUUACAUAAGCCCUCUACGGCUUCCUCAGUCCCCUACGAUUACGGUUCUUCCACUAGAUUCGGCAAUCUCGAUAUACUUGAUAGGCCUACUAUACGGAGUAAAUAUUAUCCUAAUACCCCGCUCUCUUCCGUCUCGUCCUACUUAGAUACUACUUCUAAGAAACGGAACGAUAUAGACCCCUACGUUCCUUUCCUAGAGGGUUACCUAGGUAACUAUUCGUAUAAUUAUAAGGAAAUCUUAAAUAAGCCGAAGGGUACGAGUCUAUUACUUCUUAUUCGAGAACGCCUAGCGUUUAAGCCUCUUUUCCUAAUCCGAGAAGAUAUAAAGGAAAGGAGUAAAGAAUACCCCGUAUAG